This is a messenger RNA of Mycetomoellerius zeteki, 2661 nucleotides long. It is a transcript of the gene Mef2, whose product is annotated as myocyte enhancer factor 2. Gene Ontology annotation, biological process: cell differentiation; positive regulation of transcription by RNA polymerase II. Gene Ontology annotation, molecular function: histone deacetylase binding; RNA polymerase II cis-regulatory region sequence-specific DNA binding; protein dimerization activity. The record is from RefSeq and is a predicted model, not a curated record. The transcript has 8 exons. The coding region runs from base 981 to 2405 and encodes 474 amino acids. Lineage: Eukaryota; Metazoa; Arthropoda; Insecta; Hymenoptera; Formicidae.
ACGCACACGCACGCACAUAGGCGCGCAAUUCGUGCUUGCGAACGCGGAGAGGAAGAGAGUAGUCCGGUUGGAGAGUGUGCCAAAGAGAGGAAAAAAAGCCGCGAGAGAGAAAGAGACACAACAUCGACGAGAGAAAGAGAAGAGAUAGUCGUGAGUGUGCCUGUCGGUUCUCGUUGAUUCCUCCGUUCGUUCGUCGGUUCGGUUCGGCGUGGUAUCGGCCAACGACGACGCGAAUUAGUGUGCGAGAAUCAGCAUCCGGCAAGGAGAACGAGAAGGAGGAGUAGUAACGACAACAGCAGCAGCAACAGCGGCAAGUUUUGUUUUGAUCGGCGAACGAUCGCGCCGUCUCACGAUCUUUGCCUCUCUUUCCCGUCUCUCCGUCGUGCAAGGCGCCCGCGGGGGUGCUUUAUCGCGGUGUGGGGAGGAGAUAUCGAUCGCGCGCACGGGACCAUUGACGUCGUUCUGGAGAACGGCCGAACGUCGUGAGCGAGAAAGGGAGAGCGAAAGAGAGAGAGAGAGAGUGAGAAAAGAGGGACACGACGAGACGCGACGACGACAACGACAACGAUACUUUUCGUUAUCGGUGACUCUCGCACGUUCACUCGCUAGCUAGUUGGCGGUGUGCAUUCACGCCGUCGUCGUCGUCGUUGUCGUCGUCAUCCUCGACGACACGCGGCGCGUCCUCGAGCGAGAUCGCGAUCGCGGCUCGGCGCGGUGCGGUGCGGCGCGCCGCGUCGCGGCGCCGAGAUCCCGAGGAUCGCCCGCUCGCUCGCUUGCUCGCUCUCGGCCUCGCUCUCGUUGACGUUCUCGCGGGGCAGAUCGAUCGAUACGCCGCUGCUCAGCAGGGACUCGGCCGACCGACCUGACUCCCGCCGUCGACAUGCCCCGCUGAUGAUCCAGUAGGCUGUGAGAUCGUGUUCUUAAUAUUCCAUCCAGUGUGAUUUCGAAGACUUGCCUCUUAUUCAAGACGUGGUGCAACAAUGGGUCGAAAGAAGAUUCAGAUUUCACGUAUCACGGACGAACGGAAUCGUCAGGUGACCUUUAACAAACGGAAAUUCGGCGUGAUGAAGAAGGCGUACGAACUGUCGGUACUGUGCGACUGCGAGAUCGCGCUGAUUAUCUUCAGUUCGAGCAACAAGCUGUACCAGUAUGCAAGCACCGACAUGGACAAGGUUCUCCUCAAGUACACCGAGUACAACGAACCCCACGAGUCCCUCACUAACAAGAAUAUUAUCGAGGAACAUAAGGGUGCCAUGUCUCCAGAGAGCCCGGAACCCGACGCAAUCGAAUAUAAUCUUACCCCGCGCACCGAGGCCAAAUAUACGAAGAUCGACGAGGAGUUUCAAAUGAUGAUGCAGAGGCAUCAGCAUAAUGGCAGCAGGACAAUGGGACAAUCGUCGAAUUAUACGCUACCGGUAUCUGUACCAGUGAACAGUUACGGGGAACCUCUUCUUGGAUCUAGUCCGAUGGCACAUACCAGCAUUUCUCCACGUCCAUCGUCGUCUGAGACGGAUUCAGUAUAUCCUCCGGGAGGAAUGUUGGAAAUGAGCAAUGGCUAUCCUCCGUCAGCAUCACCAUUGGGUGGUUCACCUAGUCCAGGACCUUCGCCCGCACUUGGGGUUGGUGGGGGUAGUGCAAAUAAAGGCAGCAAUCCGUCUAGGCAUUCGCCGCAACCUCCGCCUCCACCGCCACCGCCUCAUCCUCACAGGGCUAAUCUUCGAGUGGUUAUACCAACACCACUUGCGCAACCUCUCUCCGAAGACACUAAUUAUGAUAAUGCCCAUACGCAGUCUGCAUUGAAUACACCUGUAGUAGCGUUACAAACACCAACAGUACCAGCCGGAUACUCUAGUUUUGGACCAACAGAUUACUCCUCGGAUCUCGGAGGCCUUGCAUGGCCCACUCAUCAGAGGUACGUUGAUGAGUUAUAUUCGGCAGCCACCAUGUCCAGCAUCAGUGGUCUUCCUCACCUAGCUGUAUCGAGCAGUACACCACCACCAUCCACGUCGCCUUUACCUGUAAAGAUAAAGAGUGAACCAAUAAGUCCACCCAGAGAUCCGCAUGGCGGUAACAGUGGGUCUAAUGGUGGACCCAGUAACGCCAGCAAUCUACACCAUACAAACUUGAAUGUCGGCCCAUCGUCCAGUACCGGUCCACCGCCACAUCACGUCUCUCAUCCGGGAUCUCAGACACUGAACUUGGUAUCGAACAGACCGAGUAGUAAUCCACCUCCGUCCCACUCGGGUAGCAUAACACCGACAAAUCUACCAUCGCCGGGAAGUGGUACAGUCGGUGAUAUCAGAACGAAUCAUUCUAGCGGUGGCGGGAAUGGAGGGAACAGUUCAGACUACGAGAACGGACCGCUCAUGAAACGCUCGAGAAUCACGGAAGGUUGGGCGACUUAAUGUCGAUUAAAUUAUUGCACUCAUCAGUUGUUUGAUACCUCCUCGACGUACAACGGCAUAUAAGUGCUUGUGAGUUCCAGUAUAAUUAAACAAACUCCUUUUAAACGUCUUUGAAAUGCGUACUUCGUACUAUCACGAUAACGAUAGCUACGUGAUGGAUACGCUUCCGCCGUAACUAGCGGAGUGGAAAAAUCUGUUUAUAUUUUGAAGCUGACACAGAAUAUACAUUUAUUUGAAGAAAAAAAAAGAAAAUACG